Molecule: messenger RNA, 1707 nt
Organism: Antechinus flavipes (yellow-footed antechinus)
Lineage: Eukaryota; Metazoa; Chordata; Mammalia; Dasyuromorphia; Dasyuridae
Gene: RAD21L1
Product: RAD21 cohesin complex component like 1
Exons: 13
Coding region: 1-1707 (568 amino acids)
Biological process (GO): mitotic sister chromatid cohesion; synaptonemal complex assembly; replication-born double-strand break repair via sister chromatid exchange
Cellular component (GO): synaptonemal complex; cohesin complex
Molecular function (GO): protein binding; chromatin binding
Source: RefSeq, a predicted model, not a curated record
AUGUUCUAUACACAUUUGCUUAUGAGCAAGCGAGGGCCAUUGGCCAAAAUAUGGCUUGCAGCUCACUGGGAGAAGAAGCUCACAAAAGCUCAUAUAUUUGAAUGUAAUUUAGAGGCAACUAUUGAAAAAAUCCUGUCGCCUAAGGUAAAAAUUGCACUGCGGACUUCAGGACAUUUGCUAUUAGGAGUGGUUCGAAUCUAUCACAGGAAGGCAAAAUAUCUUUUGGCAGACUGUAAUGAAGCUUUUGUUAAAAUGAAGAUGACUUUUCGCCCAGGACUAGUUGAUCUUCCAGAAGAGAAUUUUGAAGCUGCUUAUAAUUCUAUCACAUUACCAGAAGAAUUUCAUGACUUUGAUAACCAGUUACCCAAUGUGAAUGCUAUUGAUGUUUCUGAGCACUUUACUCUGCACCAGAGCAAAGCUGAAGACAUUACACUUAGAGAAGAUUUCAGUAAUGAUCUGCUUUUUCAAGCUGGAAGUUUUGGUGACGAAUCUGAACUACUUAGGAGACAAAGCUUCUUUGAUGAGAACAUAUUGACACGUGACAGUACAGUUUUGGCUGGACACAGUUUUGCAAGUCUCUUUGAAGAAAAAUCUAUAUUAUUUGACACUGAAGAUGGAUUUGGGGAUGAAGGAGUUGCAGGAGAUAUGAUUGACAAUCUGUUACAAGAUGACCACAAUAUCCUGUUGGAAGACUUUGAUUUGGAAAAAGAAAUUUCUCUGCCUCCUGAGCCUCUUGAAUCAUCUGAGUCAAUAGUUGGAGCAACAAACAAUUCCGAGUCUGUCUAUCCACCUAACAGUCAGCAAAUGAAUGGAAAUAUGCCAAUGGAAAAUGAAGAAGAGGAAUUUACCCUUGAUCCAAUUGAUCCUAGAGAUAUUGCACAGGGAAGGAAAAGCAAACGUAAGAAGAAGCUGCUUAUUGAUCCAGUGAAGGAAAUCAGCAGCAAGACCAUGCACAAACAGCUUAGUAACUUUAUGGAUACACUGACUGUGUUGGAACUAGCACCGCCUACCAGACGUUUGAUGAUGUGGAAGGAAACAGGAGGAGUAGAUACCCUUUUGUCAAGUGCUACCCAGUUUCUGAUUAAUCCUGAACUUAAAAUGUUGUUCAGAAAAUGCUUUCAGUCAACUGGCUUUAAACAUAAAAGAAAAUUGUUACAGAUGGGAUCUGAAAAGGAAAAUGCAAGAAACAAUGACCUAGGGACUUCUGUGAUAGAAGAGCCAUGUAACUUGGAUGAGUUAAUUUAUAAAAAAAUGAGGAAAGAUGUAAUUGAAGAUCUCCCAUUGACUCAGUCUGAGAGUGGCAGGCAUGAAGACAUCAAUGAAAAUACUGACACUGUAGAAGCAAUCGAAAUAUUUUCUUCUGGUACUGAGAAAUCUUUGUCAAUGAAUGACGUAUUGGAAAAGGAUAUCAAAAAUUGCCAAAUUGAUUUGGAAAAUGAGAAGAAUUUGGAAAAUGACCAAAUUACUGAAGAAAAAAUAUGGAAUCAAAGAACACUUCAGAUGUUAAAUUAUUUACAGCAUUCCAACAAAAUGGGAAUUGAGUCCUUUAGCCUGAUGAAACUCUGCCGAAACGAUGACCAAAAGCAAGUUGCUGCUAAGUUUUAUAGCUUCCUUGUCCUUAAGAAGCAACAAGUCAUUGAACUUAGUCAAAGUGCCCCCUAUGCAGACAUUAUAGCCACAGUGGGACCAAUGUUCCAUCAAAUAUGA